UCUGACAAUAGCAACGGUUCAAGUGCAUCGACUGUAAUCUUAGAUGAGGUCCCUAACAAGAGACAAAGAAAAGAGGACACAUCUGCACUGUCUGCAAAACAGUUGGUCGAAGAUGUUCUAAAACUGAAGUCUGGUGGUGAAGCAGUACUACAGGAGUAUCAAGAAACAGAAACCCUUACAGAUGCCACAAGAAGACAAAUGAUGAACAUACUGGUGGCUCACAUGAUUGAUACACAUGGAGAACAAUAUGCUGUUGGAAUAGUGAUGCUGUUCCCUUCCCUUAGAGAUCCAUAUUCCAAGAAAGGCUAUGAACACUUUUAUGAUGCUGCAAGCAACACAGGAUACAUUGCUUGGCGUAUGAAAACAGUCCACAGGAAGAUUCGACAAGGAUCUUUGCCACUAGACAGCCCUCGUGAUGUUUCUCCAGGAGGCCCAAAAUGCCAAAGGGCUACUAAUUUUGAAGGGCAACUUCAUGGGGAUGCUUGCAGAGAGGCCAUGUCUUUGCUCAACCAUACCACAGACAAGUCCCUAAUAUUCCAAAAGAUGAGAGAGACCUUUCAGCAUCGCCAGAAGCUUGUUAAAGAUCCAGGCUCUAGUGCUGAUAUCCUCUCCACCUUCCCAAGAUUCCUAAAUACAAAAGGGCUGGUGGAUCAAGACUUCACUCUCCUGUUUGACGCUGAGACAUCCUCCAGGCUGCUUCAGAAGUGGGACACGUUUUUCAGGCCAAAUGUCAUUAAAGAGGCCAAGCAACUUACUUCAAAAGCAGAGCUGAGUCAGUUGCUGCUCUCAGCAGAAUGUCCUGAAGGAAGUGACCUUCAUGAAACAA
Molecule: messenger RNA, 826 nt
Organism: Sinocyclocheilus rhinocerous
Lineage: Eukaryota; Metazoa; Chordata; Actinopteri; Cypriniformes; Cyprinidae
Exons: 5
Source: RefSeq, a predicted model, not a curated record